AUGGAUUUCAUGAAAGCAAACUUUUACAUACAAAACGAAGAUAUGGAGAAAUACGACACAAUACAGCAAACAAGUUUCGAAUCAAACGUAUACCAAGAAUCAAGUGCUUUUAAUCCAGAAAUGUUCCCCAGUUACUUGUCAGUGUUCUACGACUGUAGAGCGGAGAGAGCUGAGGCAUCCGAGGGUCUGGGAGGUGUUGUGCCUGAUGCAUGGGAUUGGAGACAUUGGGAUAAUCAAGUUUGUGUAAAACAAGAAGCUGAACUCGAAACAGGAGGGAUGUCUAGUCUUAGCGAAGAAGAAGUCAGAUCAACAACGAGCCGCAAGGAGCGUACAGCUUUCACCAAGGCACAGAUUAAAAGUCUAGAAGCAGAAUUUGCGCGGGCCAAUUACCUCACCCGUCUGCGUCGGUACGAGAUCGCCGUUGCUCUACAUCUUACUGAGAGACAGGUAAAGGUGUGGUUCCAGAACAGGCGCAUGAAGUGGAAGAGGACCAAGGGUGUGUCAAAACACGCUAAGAAGAAAGAUUAA
This is a messenger RNA of Parnassius mnemosyne (clouded apollo), 528 nucleotides long. Lineage: Eukaryota; Metazoa; Arthropoda; Insecta; Lepidoptera; Papilionidae. The record is from the annotation of a GenBank genome assembly.